AUGAACGAUUUUUUAUGCUCUGCCCCAACUACCAUGACGAGUAGCUGUCUGAUCAUCGGGAUUAGUGGCGCCACUUGCGCCGGCAAGUCCACUUUGGCUCAGGCUUUGGCGGCCAUCUUCCCUCAAGUUCGACAUAUCAAUCAAGAUGACUACUAUUACCCCGAAGAUCAUCCCCGUCAUCAGUGGGUGUCCGCCCUCAACCAUAUUAAUUGGGAACUCCCCAGUGCUUGCGACAUGGACCAACUCUAUGAUGAUAUGAUCCGGGGUCAAACCCACCGUACAGUCAACCAGGCCAAUUCGAAUAUCAUUCCCUUGACACCGGAGCAGUUGAAAGUGGUGGCCGAUUUCCGAACCUUAGGUCACAACCUGCCUAGCCCGGUGCUCAUUUUGGAAGGUAUUACUUUGUUUAACCACGAGCCAGUCCGGGAUGCGUGUGAUUGGCGAUUUUUCCUCACCCUUGACUAUGAUGAAUGCCGGAAAAGGCGGAACCAACGCGCUUAUGAUCCGCCUGACGUUCCAAAAUAUUUUGAUACCGUUGUGUGGCCGCAAUAUCAGUCCAAUGAAAGUCUUCUCCGUUCUUCAAUGGCCCACCAGAUUGAUUUCCUGGAUGGUUCACAAGAGUUUCGGGCCCUCUUAGACGCAAUCCUGAAACGAAUUGUUCAUCCAUAAUAAUAUAGCUUGAAUAAAUUAUCACACAUACAGAUAA
Messenger RNA from Tigriopus californicus, 706 nucleotides. Its product is annotated as nicotinamide riboside kinase 1-like. Lineage: Eukaryota; Metazoa; Arthropoda; Copepoda; Harpacticoida; Harpacticidae. Gene Ontology annotation, molecular function: kinase activity; ATP binding. Gene Ontology annotation, cellular component: cytoplasm. The coding region runs from base 1 to 669 and encodes 222 amino acids. The transcript has a single exon. The record is from RefSeq and is a predicted model, not a curated record.